Daktulosphaira vitifoliae (grape phylloxera) is the source of this 2282-nucleotide messenger RNA. Its product is annotated as 52 kDa repressor of the inhibitor of the protein kinase-like. The record is from RefSeq and is a predicted model, not a curated record. Gene Ontology annotation, molecular function: protein dimerization activity. NCBI's taxonomy places the organism in Eukaryota, Metazoa, Arthropoda, Insecta, Hemiptera, Phylloxeridae. The coding region runs from base 705 to 2282 and encodes 525 amino acids. The transcript is spliced from 4 exons.
UUUGAAUAAUACUAUUAUUUGACAUUCAUUUUUUCGUCGACCGUCGAGCAUACAGCUAUAACGUGCCAUAAAUUUGCGACAAUUAUGGAAAAAAGUGUUGUAAAAUUACCAAAAAUGGCACAAAAAAAGAAAGGAUCAAUUGCUUCAUUUUUUAAGUUAACACCUACUACCUCAGAAUUUAAUUGAACUCAUAACAACGAUACUCUUACGAAUAAACGAGCAUCUUCGCCAGUUAACUCGAUUGACUCUGCUAAAAUUUGUCGCACUUUAAGUUUAGAUACAAAAGACUCAAAUAAUAUUUCUUUUACUGAGGACAUAAACUGUAGUAAUAAUUAUGAUAUUGAAUUUUAUAUUAACCGUAAGUUAUCGAACGAAGAUAUCUUAAUUGUUAUGACGAAAAUUUGGAUGCCAAAUAUAUCAUUCAAAUUCCCACAAAAACUAUAUACAGUUCAAAAUAAACCAAAAUACUUAAAGUUCCAGUAUUCAUGGCUAUUAAGAUUCCCUUGGUUGGUAUACUCGAUAAAAGAAAAUGGUGCAUUUUGUCAAAUCUGUGUAGCUUUUUCCAAAUUGAAUGAAAAUAACGGACAAAUCUUAGGUGCAUUAGUAAAAAAAAAUAUGAUAAUUGGAGAAAUGCUAUUGUUGUUUUCAAAGAACAUUCUAACAAGGGUUACCAUAAAACGUGUGUGUUAAGUUCAGAUAAUUUUAUGGAUGUUGUAAAACAUCCUGAGAAAUCUAUAACGUGUAAAAUAGAAACUGGAAGAGCUGAACUAAUUAGAAAAAAUCGAAAAAAUAUAACUCCAAUAAUUCAAACCGUAAUUUUAUGUGGUAAACAAAAUAUUCCUCUCAGAGGACAUCGAGAUUCUGGGAAAAUUAUUGUUGAACAAGAAAAUGACAGGCUUAUCCAAGAAAAUCAGGGAAAUUUUAGAGAAAUAUUAAGAUAUAGAGCCCAAGGAGAUAAACAUUUAAAAUCAUUUUUGGAAGCUGAAGGAACAAUAAAAUAUACAAGUGCAACACUUCAAAAUGAAAUAAUUGAAUCCUGCAAUAAAAUUAUUUUAAAUAAAAUCGUAACAAACAUAAAUGCCCAAAGAUGUUUCACAAUACUUGCUGAUGAAACAGCUGACAUUGGUGGAAUCGAACAAGUAUCUUUGUGUGCACGAUAUUUAGAUGUUAAAAAUAUGAUUAUGAAGGAAGAAUUUCUUCAGUUUGUGCCUACGACAGAUACUACUGGAAAAGGUUUAGCCGAUAUUAUUAUACAAAGUUUACAUUCAUUUGGUGUAGAUACAAAAUACCUUAGAGGACAGGGUUACGAUGGAUGUGCUUCUAUGUCUGGUCAAUUUAACGGAGCUCAAGCUAUUAUUCGCCAAAGUCACCCGCUUGUGACGUAUGUUCAUUGUGCUGCUCAUGUUUUAAACCUUGCUAUUUCUUAUUCAUGUUCUAUACAAGAAAUACGAAAUUGUUUAGGAACAAUAUCUAAAGUUAGAGAUUUCUUUAUAUACCCGAAGCGAAAAGAUGUGUUGAAAAGUCAAAUCGAAGAAAGCCAAGAAUGUAUUACAAAAAAAACAUUAAAACGAUUAUGUGCGACUAGAUGGGUUGAACGUUUUCAUGCUGUCAAUGAUUUUCUUGAGCUUUUUGAGUACGUAAUUGAAUCGUUAUUUAUAAUUUCGAAGUGGAGUGUUACUGAAAUAUCAUCACAAGCAAGCAAUCUACGAACAUCAAUACUGAAAGGAGAUUUUAUUAUUUGUUUACUUAUUGUGAAUAAAGUAUUUAGUUUUGGGUUACCUCUUUCAAAACAACUUCAAAGAAUAAAUAUUGAUCUAGGUGAAGCUAUGGAUCUUGCGGAAGAUACAAUAAAAGAACUUCAAACUUUAAGAUCGAAUGUUGACUCUGAAUUUCAUAAAAUUUUUGAAAAUGCAUUGACUUUAUCAAAUAAACUAGAUACAAAUAUUUCCAUACCACAUAUUAUAGGAAGACAAACGAAAAGAGUAAAUAUUGAGACAAAUUCACCAGAGUCAUAUUUUCGAGUUGCUUUUUUUAUUCCAUACUUAGAUACAUUUAUAGAUCAACUAAAUUUAAGACGUUUAGAAAGUAUUAAAUCAUCAAAUACACCAAGAAAUGCCAUGGAAGCAAUAGUUUUAUGCAAUAGCCAAAUUUAUCCAAAUGUAUUUAAACUCUUACAGAUUUUUGCAACUUUACCAGUAUCAACUGCAUCUAAUGAGAGGUCGUUUUCUAAUUUGAAAAGAAUAAAGACAUACUUGCGAAACACAAUGUCACAAGGGUGGUAA